This is a messenger RNA of Saccostrea echinata, 1719 nucleotides long. RefSeq names its product beta-1,3-galactosyl-O-glycosyl-glycoprotein beta-1,6-N-acetylglucosaminyltransferase-like. Gene Ontology annotation, molecular function: acetylglucosaminyltransferase activity. NCBI's taxonomy places the organism in Eukaryota, Metazoa, Mollusca, Bivalvia, Ostreida, Ostreidae. The transcript is spliced from 2 exons. The record is from RefSeq and is a predicted model, not a curated record. Bases 116 to 1546 code for a protein of 476 amino acids. Gene Ontology annotation, cellular component: membrane.
GGCCUGUUGGAGAGAAGGAUACUUAAUUGUAUCUUGUUGGUGAUGCUCCAUUUCCAACGGCAAGGCCAAACCCGACAGGCAGUUAGAUACAGGAUGUAAAAGAUGUCCAUCUAUUAUGGAACGAUAUCCAUUUUCGUUGAGGUACUUUGUGUCUGGUAUGUUAGUUGCAUUUUUUCUAACAUUUUACUUAUACCAAAAAAUAUUCCAAAAACUUAAAACAUUCCCAAUGGAGACUAAAGAAAAAAAUUUCUUAAUUGACGAUGGACCACCACCAAAUAGAUUUUCAAGCUAUUCUAAUAACGACAUGUCAAAAUGCCGAAAUUUGAAAAGGAAAAAUAUUACUUGUGGACCUUUGAUUCGAGGAGAGGAGAAUGCGGUGACUUUAAGCAAAACAACGAGGUUUUCUGACCCAGUCCUACCCUGUAUGAUUCUCAAUCUGGUCAAGAACUGCACGGCUCUUUUAGAUCUCCAUGGAUACAUCGUGCAAUCUUUGUCACAGGAGGAACUUAAUUUUCCGCUCGCCUUUACCAUAAAAAUGCACACCAACGCAGACCAAGGUGAGCAAUUACUGAGAAACAUUUACAGAUCGCAUAAUGUGUAUUGUAUCUAUGUGGACAGAAAGGCAAUCAAACAGUUUUUUAAUAUAAUGCAGCAACUGGGUCGCUGUUUUCAAAAUGUGUUCGUCGUGGAAGGCAGACAAAGAGUGACAUACGCCAGCAUUGAUUUAGUACAUGCUGAAUUAGAGUGCAUGAGGGUACUGAUGAAGUCAAAUGUUAAAUGGAAAUAUUAUAUCAACCUUACUGGACAGGAGUUCCCUUUAAAAACAAAUUUAGAAAUAGUGCAGAUAUUAAAAACGUUAAAUGGAGCAAAUGAUAUUGAAAGUUACGAUUUUCCUGUUGGUUUGCAAUAUAGAUACAAGUAUAAAUAUGUAAAAGUUCGAAAUAAAAUGAUACAAUCGAAUACCACUCAUCCAUCUUUCCGCUACCCUAUAAAAAUCAGGAAAGGUAGUGCAUACGCUAUGUUGACAUACGCAUUUGUGAACUUCGUUUUAUUUGACGAUAUAUCCGAGGAGUUUAUUGAAUGGUUAUCAUACACAUAUUCACCCGAAGAAACAUUAUUUGCAACAUUAAAUAGUCUACCAUGGGCUCCUGGUGGGUACGACAUCAUGACAUCAGAAGAAAGCAAUACAUUUUUGUCACGUGCUAUAAAGUGGCAGAUGAGGCGUGCGGACUGUGGUGGCCAGUGGGUGAGGUCAGUAUGUGUUUAUGGUCCCUCAGAUCUACCAUGGCUUCUCCGGCAGCCACAGGUCAUCGCUAACAAGUUUGAUAUUCGCGUGGACACUACUUCUGUAGACUGCUUAGAAGAAAUAAUCAGACAAAGGACUUAUCAUCCAAACACCGGGGAUAUGAAUUGGAGCUAUUACAAGAACCUCCCACACGUCAAACUCUAUAAGAAUCUUACUCAAAGGAUCGGAACUCGCCAAUAUUCUGAAUAUUUAUUACGUAAAAAAUCAGAAUGGAAAAACAAACAUGGACAUGUUUUGUAAUGGCAGUGUAGCUCUAUUACGUAAGUUAAUUGAGUGAUUGACGAUGCUUUCAACUUGUUUUGUUUCUUUGUUGCUUCCAAAGUAAAACGCGUCUUUUCAUUUUUAUAUUUCUAGUCACUUAUAAUUGUAUGAAAACCUUUCAAGAAAUUAUGCCAAGAAUGAUGUAUUGUAGA